UCAUCCCUGCCUCCCUUCCACCUGCACCGCUGACACAGUUAGCCUCCUUAGCACGCUGCUCCUGAUAAUAACAAGUAAUAAAAUCAUCACAAUCCAACUACAGCCAUGGCAGACCCAAGAAUACGACAAAUUAAGAUUAAAACUGGAAUCGUGAAGAGGCUGGCCAAAGAGAAGAUUUCAUACAAAACUGAGGCAACGCAGCAGGAGGAGAAGGUCGAGCGGCUGAAAGCAGAGGCAGGAGACGAGUACGUCAUCAAGAAACAGAUGGAGGUGUUGCAGGAGUCCAGGAUGAUGAUCCCAGACUGCCACCGCCGCCUGACCAUAGCACACGCUGACCUGCUGCAGUUAUUAGAAGCAGAGGAGGAAUUGUGCGAAUCAGAGGAGUACAAAGAGGCUAAAAACGUAUUGGACUCAGUGAAGCUUGAAGGAUGAUUUCUGCUCUGUUUCUGUUCUCACUGUGAGAUUCACUUGCUUUUAAAUGUCCAUUCCUUUCGUCAGGCCCUGUUUGGAAGCGUGGAGGCAGCCUGAAUCCAUUCAGAGUCUCUGUUCUGUUCUUGAUGUAAUUAUUUCUACUGUUUACUGUUAACGUGCCACCACGUUUGAUCACACUCCUCCUGGGUGUAAAAUCCCACAAGAACACGAUAAAACAUUCACUUUAUUACAGCAGAGGAGUGGCGGCUUUUUUUUUUCUUCAUACUAAUACACAAUCUGGACUUUAAAGGCAUGAUUAAAUACCAGGGAUGCAUGAUAUAUACAUAUAAGAUGACUGUUAAUUUCAUAUUUGAGUAUUUUAGAGAAGUUGAGUUAGUGAGCAAAGAUUUAGUCGCUCUGAACAAAACAAAUGUAACACAACACAAUCAAUCAACAGUUCUCACUCUUCAAAAUAAUUUGCCUUUUUUUCAACAUCAAAAUACUUCAGAAACAUACUUUGGCACACAUACAUGCACACACACGCAUGCACACACAGCAUUUUGCAUAAGAAUUCUAAUUAAAUGCUGAAAUAAUCUGUCAAAUCAAUGUAUUAAAUACUCUAAAUCAAGAGUUUUUUGGACUUACUACUGUUGUUGCAUUAAAGAAAGGGCUGGGUAUUGUUUAAAAUAAUUGCAAUAUCAGUUCUAUUACCCUUAAAGU
This is a messenger RNA of Centropristis striata (black sea bass), 1131 nucleotides long. RefSeq names its product tubulin cofactor a (gene tbca). NCBI's taxonomy places the organism in Eukaryota, Metazoa, Chordata, Actinopteri, Perciformes, Serranidae. Gene Ontology annotation, molecular function: beta-tubulin binding. The coding region runs from base 106 to 432 and encodes 108 amino acids. The transcript is spliced from 4 exons. The record is from RefSeq and is a predicted model, not a curated record. Gene Ontology annotation, cellular component: microtubule cytoskeleton; cytosol. Gene Ontology annotation, biological process: tubulin complex assembly; post-chaperonin tubulin folding pathway.